Molecule: messenger RNA, 609 nt
Organism: Callorhinchus milii (elephant shark)
Lineage: Eukaryota; Metazoa; Chordata; Chondrichthyes; Chimaeriformes; Callorhinchidae
Product: neurogenin-2-like
Exons: 1
Molecular function (GO): protein dimerization activity
Source: RefSeq, a predicted model, not a curated record
GGGGAGGAUGGAGAGCGGGAGGAGGAGAACAUCUCGGAUACCCCGGCAGCCCACAAGCCGGGAUGCAAGCGGCGAUCCCGAGGUCGGGGCAAACCCAGGAGCCAAGUGUUGGUCCAGAAGAUCAAGAAGACGCGCCGCAUCAAAGCCAACAACAGGGAGAGGAACAGGAUGCACAACCUGAACGGCGCCCUGGACGCGCUCCGGGAGGUGCUGCCCGCCUUCCCCGAGGACGCCAAACUCACCAAGAUCGAGACCCUCCGCUUCGCCCACAACUACAUCUGGGCUCUGACCGAGGCGCUGAGACUCGCCGACCCCGCCAGCGGCUCCGGGGACUCGGGCUACGGGGGGCCCGAGCAGCAGUACCUGGACUCGGGGGUUUGCAGCCCCAACCCCAGCCCCGGGUCAUCCGGCAACUCGUGGAGCUGCUCCAGUUCCCCUUCCCCUUCCCCUUCCUCCUCCUCCUCCUCCUCCUACACAUGCACUUUAUCACCCGCCAGUCCUGCCCGAUCGGAAGACCUGUAUUUCGGGCAAUCGGAGAACAUUUACGCAGCUCCUAAGCGCCUCUCCGACUUGCUCCGGGGCUCGUCCCCGUUUCACGAAUUCAUCUGA